CUACAAUAUAUUAUAUAGUAUAAUUAUUAUCCGUGUCAAUCGGGCGGGUUUGAGUUGGGUUUAUCGGGCUCGGGUUAGUCGGGUUGCGGGCCGAGCAGGUUGCGGGCCGAGCGGGUUGCUGGUCAAACGGGUUCUGAGUCCAGCGGGUUUGGGUCAAGCGGAUUGCGGGUCAAGCGGGUUGCGGGUCAACGGGUUGCAGGUCAAAUGGGUUGCGGGUCGGGCGGGUUACUCGGUUCGGGUCAUGUUUUAGUCAAAUCGAGUUGCGGGCGAGUUGCGAAUUGCUUUGGUUGAGCGGGUUACUCGGGUCGGGUCAUGUUUUGACCCCUAUAGCUAUGACCACAACUCCCAUUCUCGCAAUGCCCGACUUCACCAAACCAUUCAUCGUUGAAACCGAUGUGUCGGGCAGGGGCUCGAUGUCAUCUUAAUGCGAGAAGAUCGACCUAUCACUUUCAUGAGUCGAGCUUUGGGGACUCAAAAGCAAUGGUUGUCCGCCUAUGCCAAGGAAAUGAUGGUCGUCAUUGCUGCAGUUCAACUAUGGAGACCCUACUUACUUGGCCGCAAAUUCUAUAUUUGCACCGACCAACGUAGCUUGUGGUUCUUGUUGGAGCAAAGGAUCACGACUCCAGAACAACAAAAAUGGGUAACAAGAUUAUUUGGUUAUGAUUACGAAAUCAUGUACAAGCCCGAAAAGGAAAAUCAAGUUGCGGAUGCUCUAUCCCGCAGGCCUUUGAUCUCUGGAGAAACCGACAAGCCCACUAUGGAGGAAUGGCAUGCGCAUGCACCAACUAAAGCUCCCUUGGCCCACAAAGUCGUGGCCCAUCUCCCACCUGAUGACAAGCAAGAUCCCAAUUUAGAAAAACCACUAGAAUGCUUUAGGUCCCCAACCGUACUUCACCAACUCACGACUCUUCCUUCCGACGAAAAUGUCGCGGGGAUUCUGGUGGAUCAGGAUCUGCCAGGGGAAGAUCAGGAAUCUCGGCACAAUUAUGCCGAGGAUAUGCUUCACGGGAUCUCCUACCUCUUCACAACUCUUGGGGACUCUUUAAAACAUGCUACUGCCAACGAUCCCUACCUACAAGCUGUCAAAGAAAAAGUGAGAUCCCUUACUCCUGGCCACUUCUCGGUGAAAGAUGACAUGGCCCUGUACGAUGAGAGACUUGUUCUCUCCGCAGAUUCCCCUCUCAUCAACCAGCUGCUGCAAGAGUAUCACUCCAAACCCACCGGCGGUCAUUCAGGAGUACUGUGCACCUAUAGGAGGCUGGCAGCCCAAUUCUUUUGGCCCGACAUGCUGGAGACCGUCAAAUGAUUCAUUGCCGGCUGCGACCCCUGCCAGCGAGCGAAGUCUCAAUCACUAGCACCAGUAGGUCUACUUCAGCGGCUACCAAUCCCGUAUCUCAUAUGGGAAGAGCUCUCGAUGGACUUCAUCGACAGGUUACCAUCAUCGACUGGGAAAACUGUAAUCUUCUUGGUGGUGGACCGGCUGACCAUGGCAGCCCAUUUCAUGGGACUCUCACAUCCAUACACUGCAAAAGUUGUGGCUGAUGCUUUUUAUUAAUGGCGUCGUCAAACUCCAUGGCAUCCCCCGUUCAAUCGUAAGUGAUCGCGACCCCGUUUUCGUCAGUCAUUUUUGGCGUGAACUAUUUCAUCUGUCAGGAACAUUGCCGCCUAUGUCGUCAUCUUAUCAUCCCCAAACGGACGGCCAAAUAGAGGUUGUGAACCGCA
Molecule: messenger RNA, 1722 nt
Organism: Linum trigynum
Lineage: Eukaryota; Viridiplantae; Streptophyta; Magnoliopsida; Malpighiales; Linaceae
Source: the annotation of a GenBank genome assembly